AUGGCGUUAGACAUGCACCCAGACUACGCCGCUGACGAGGCCGUCCCUCUGUUCUGCUCGGCGGACGCUGUCCAUUUUGGCCUUUCGCCAGCGCAAUUCUCCGCACUGAGAUCGCGCUCCGAAGGCUUCCGGCACCUGUUGCAGGACGCGAGCCCACCGUCAUCAGCGACGGCCGAAGCAUUCUCUUGUAUUACCACGGCGCCGGCACCGUCGUCGUCUGCGGUGCUGCUCUCGGAACCUUCGGCUGUUCUAUCAGAUCUAUUCUCGUUCGUCACAGAUCAUGACGCCCUUCCUGACCUCACGGACGCGCCGCUGGCGAGGCUAGCGCAUCUGUUGGAGGCCGCAGACAAGUAUAUCUUCCGAGUCGAGGCUCACCUUCUUCGAGCGCUCCUGAGAGCUCGCUUGCGACAAUGCGACGACGUCGAAGACGCCCGUCAAGUGUAUGUCGUUGCCGCACGCAUGGAUGACCUGCCGAUAUGUAAAGAAGCAAGCCGCAUCGCGGUCUUAACUCCUGGAACGUCGGCAGUCCGCGGUCCUUGGACUAUGGACACACCGCCAAGCUUCUGGCCCCUUGAAUCGCACGACCUCUCCGAACGGCGUGACCGCAAGCUCGCGACGUAUCCAACGUGCAUACGCCAAGCAGAGCUCGCAGCCCGCCUUGUCUGCGCGCAGGCUCAACAUACGUCCGAUCCGUGGCGCUUCCGCCAGUCACACGAUUUCACCGGGCUCUGGUACCGCAUCCGCGCGCGCCUCCGCCAGCGCAAGUUUGGGCAUCUUCCCCUCGGGCGGUCGAGGGCCAUCCUGGAUGAGGUCCUGAAGCAGUCUGACGUUCUGGAUCCGCACGGCACCCCCGUGCGCGGGCAAUAUUUCUCGCAUUUCUGCAUGCCGUGUUACGUGCAGCUCGUGGGGCGGCUGGAAGAGGAGCUGUCCUCUUUGCUGACGGAAGCUUCGGCGAUGACCAUUUGA
This is a messenger RNA of Punctularia strigosozonata HHB-11173 SS5, 966 nucleotides long. RefSeq lists its product as uncharacterized. Lineage: Eukaryota; Fungi; Basidiomycota; Agaricomycetes; Corticiales; Punctulariaceae. Bases 1 to 966 code for a protein of 321 amino acids. The transcript is spliced from 3 exons. The record is from RefSeq and is a predicted model, not a curated record.